AUGGUCGUGAGUUGGUGUUCCGUGUUGCGGGUGGUGGUGGUGGUGCAGGCGGCGUGGGCGCUGGUCGCUGGUCAGGUGCGGUACUCUGUGCCGGAGGAAGCCAAGGCCGGGACGGUGGUGGGUCGUCUGUCGCAGGACCUGGGCCUGGAGGCGGGCGAUGCGGAGUCGCGGCGCCUGCGUCUGGUGUCGCAGGGCCGUCGUGCGAGCGUGGAGGUGAGCGGGGCGAGCGGGGCGCUGGUGGUGAGCUCGCGUCUGGACCGGGAGGAGCUGUGCGGGAAGAGCGCGCCGUGCGCCCUGCGCCUGGAGGUGCUGGUGGAGCGGCCGCUGCGCGUCUUCCACGUGGAGCUGGAGGUGACCGACAUCAACGACAACGCCCCGCUCUUCCCCGCCGCCCGCAAAAACCUCAGCAUCGUGGAAUUCAACACGCUGCCGGGGUCCCGGUUCCCGCUGGAGGGCGCGUCGGAUGCAGAUAUCGGAGCCAACGCGCAGCUCUCCUAUACACUCAGCCCCAGCGAGCAUUUUAAAAUAGAAGAAGAAAACAGUAACUCGCGCAGUAAAUCCCUGUUUCUGGUGCUCAGGAAACCGCUGGACCGCGAGACUUUGCCUGUGCACCGUUUAGUGUUGACGGCGAGUGACGGUGGCCGUCCGUCGCUGACGGGCACGAUGGAGCUGUUGAUCUCGGUGCUGGACGCCAACGACAAUGCGCCCCAGUUCAACCACUCCGUGUAUAAAGUGCAGCUGCAGGAGAAUGCUCCCCCGGGAACUGUGUUUCUGCAGCUAACAGCGACAGACAAUGAUGAGGGAAUUAAUCAGGAGGUAUAUUAUUCGUUUAGCGAUACGAUGCCUGCCAAAGUUCGGGACCUUUUCAUAAUUGAUAGAAAUUCCGGGGAAAUACGGACUGCCGGUGAACUGGAUUUUGAAGACGUACAGUCGUAUGACCUGGAGAUCGAAGCGAGAGACAAGGGGACGCCCCCGCUGUCGGGCCACUGCAGCGUGGAGCUGGAGGUGUUGGACGUGAACGACAAUGCGCCGGAGGUGUGGGUGACGUCGCUGUCGGUGCCGGUGUCGGAGGACGCGGCGGUGGGGACGGUGGUGGCGCUGCUGAGCGUGUCGGACCGGGACUCGGGGUCGAACGGGCGCGUGCGGUGCGCGGUGUGGCCGGCGUCGCCGUUCGGUCUGGUGUCGACGUUCGCGGGGUCGUACUCGCUGGUGCUGCGGGAGGCGCUGGACCGGGAGCGGGUGUCGGAGUACGAGGUGGAGGUGCGUGCGGAGGACGGCGGGUCGCCGCCGCUGCGCGCCAGUCGCGGGGUGCGUGUGCCGGUGUCGGACGUGAACGACAACGCGCCGGCGUUCGCGCAGGCGGUGUACACGGUGCUGGCGCGGGAGAACAACGCGGCGGGCGCGGAGCUGGCGCGUGUGUGGGCGCGGGACCCGGACGAGGCGGGCAACGGGCGCGUGAGCUACUCGGUGUGGGAGGGCGGUGUCGGGGGCGCGUCGUCGGGCGGGGGGUGGCGGUCGGCGUCGAGCUACGUGUCGGUGGACGCGGAGAGCGGGCGGCUGUGGGCGCUGCGGCCGUUGGACUACGAGGAGGUGCAGGUGCUGCAGUUCGAGGUGCGUGCGGUGGACGCGGGGGAGCCGUCGCUGUGCGGCAACGCCACGGUGCAGGUCUUCGUGGUGGACGAGAACGACAACGCGCCGGCGCUGCUGCCGGCGUCGGGCGGCGGCGCGUGGUCCGGGUCGUCGUCGGAGGCGGCGUCGGUGCCGGUGCCGGGGUCGGGGUCGGUGUGGGCGUGGGCGUGGGCGUCGUGGGGGACGCCGGCGGGGCAGGUGGUGGCGAAGAUCCGGGCGGUGGACGCGGACUCGGGCUACAACGCGUGGCUGCGCUACGAGCUGUGGGAGCCGCGGGGGAAGGGCCCGUUCCGCGUGGGGCUGUACAGCGGCGAGGUGAGCACGGCGCGGGCGCUGGAGGAGGCGGACGGCCCGCGGCAGCGGCUGGUGAUCGUGGUGCGUGACCACGGGGAGCCGUCGCUCUCGGCCACGGCCACGCUGAGCGUGUCGCUGGUGGAGGGCGGCGAGGCGGCGCUGGCGGCCGCGGGCUCGUCGUCGUCGUCGUCAUUGUCGGGGGUAGGGCUGCGUCCGGCGGAGGGCGGCGCGUCGGUGUCGUCGUCUGCGGCGACGAACGUGUGGCUGGUGGUGGCGAUCUGCGCGGUGUCGAGCCUGUUCCUGCUGGCGGUGGUGCUGUACGUGGCGUCGCGGUGGGCGCCGCGGGCGGCCGUGCUGUCGGGGCCCGGUGCGGCGACGCUGGUGUGCGCCAGCGAAGUGGGGAGCUGGUCGUACUCGCAGCGGCAGAGCCGGAGCCUGUGCGUGGCGGACGGCGCGGGCAAGAGCGACCUGAUGGUUUUCAGCCCCAACUUCCCGCCGCCGCCGGCGCCGCCGCCCGUCCCCGCGGCGAAGGAGACGCAUCCGGAGGCGCCCGCUCUCCUGGACACGAAUAAAGUGUUCAGGGAGGGGAGUGUGACCCAAGAAGUCUCUGAUAAUAUUAAAGGAAAUGUCCCUUGGAACCAAUUCUCCUGUCUUGAACAUGCUUGUUAUUCUGAAGAAGCAGCCAGUGCAUGCCUGCCUGAACGAGACAGCAAGAGCUUGCCAUUCAACGUGCAGGUGGAAAAUGAGGCCAGAGGAACAGCUCUUCCCUCAGAUACCAUCUUGGAGGAUUUUCAUGCUGGUCUGUGA
Molecule: messenger RNA, 2730 nt
Organism: Chroicocephalus ridibundus (black-headed gull)
Lineage: Eukaryota; Metazoa; Chordata; Aves; Charadriiformes; Laridae
Product: protocadherin alpha-3-like
Exons: 4
Coding region: 1-2730 (909 amino acids)
Biological process (GO): homophilic cell-cell adhesion
Cellular component (GO): plasma membrane
Molecular function (GO): calcium ion binding
Source: RefSeq, a predicted model, not a curated record